AUGGGAAAUACUCGAAAGCGUCACAAGGAUAGGGCCUCGUCAACAACCUCAAUAUCCAGUUCACCAGCCCAGUCGAAAGGACCCUCCCACAAGAAACGGAAUAAUGCAGUUGUUGAUACGGAUGGUGAUUACGAAGUUGAACGAGAGGAUACCGAUGUUGACCAUACAACCUCUGCAAGCGCUCAAAAUUUGGAAAAGGAUCAGGACCAAUUAGAUGCAGAGGAGCUUACUCUGGUUUGA
Puccinia graminis f. sp. tritici CRL 75-36-700-3 is the source of this 240-nucleotide messenger RNA. RefSeq lists its product as uncharacterized. The coding region runs from base 1 to 240 and encodes 79 amino acids. NCBI's taxonomy places the organism in Eukaryota, Fungi, Basidiomycota, Pucciniomycetes, Pucciniales, Pucciniaceae. The record is from RefSeq and is a predicted model, not a curated record. The transcript has 2 exons.